GGGCUGGGUUGGCGGGAAAAUAACUGGAUAUUGGGCUUGUUGGGCUUGCGUUGAGACCCAUCUAAUCACUUAACUGCAAUAAAAAUAAGUGGAAAUUGGAGGAGAAAAUAGAGUAGAAGGAAGAGCAUCGAACAUCUUGAGCCUCUCGUCAGAGAUAAGAGAACAAUCUGAAGCAGGGGCUUCGAUUUUCUCCUCAUCGCAGAUUCUCAGCUCGCCAUUAGCUCAUCUUCCCUUUGUCUUCUUAUCCUUCCCUAUCGUCCUUUUCAUUCCUAUCAUCGGCAUCAUCGUCAAUUCAUCACUCUGCCACCACUCGCUCGCUCGCUCACUCCAAUUUCGUUGUACCACUGCCACCUCCCCUUUCAAAAUCUUCCGACUCCGGCAAUCAAUGGCGUCCGCCACCGCCCCGACCUCACUUUCCCUCCUCAAAACAACAGUUUCAUCUUCAUCCGCUUCCCGUUCACGAGCCGCCGUUCUCCCCUUUUCCUACUCUGGCCUCCGCUCGUCCUCUUCUUCUGGCCUCCGCAGCCUCGCAUUCUCCGCCGCUGACCCUCUAACCAUCCGAUCCCUCUCCUCUUCUUCCUCCUCCCGCGCCAAGUCCCACAGGGGAUUGGUCGUGUCUGCCGUCAAGAAGAGCGUUGGGGAUUUGAGCGCUGCUGAUUUGAAGGGGAAGAAGGUUUUCGUGAGAGCUGAUUUGAAUGUGCCGCUCGAUGACAACCAGAAUAUCACCGAUGAUACCAGAAUCAGAGCUGCAAUCCCUACCAUUAAGCAUUUGAUGCAAAAUGGAGCUAAAGUCAUCCUCUCCAGUCACUUGGGUAGACCGAAGGGUGUUACCCCAAAGUUCAGUUUGGCGCCUCUGGUUCCCAGAUUAUCUGAACUCCUUGGUAUCGAGGUUGUGAAGGCUGAAGAUUGCAUUGGCCCAGAGGUGGAGAAAGCAGUUGCUGCGCUCCCCGAGGGUGGAGUUCUUCUCCUUGAGAAUGUGAGGUUUUACAAGGAGGAAGAAAAGAACGAACCUGAAUUCGCCAAGAAGCUUGCCUCCAUUGAGAAUGUGAGAUUCUACAAGGAGGAGGAGAAGAACGAUCCCGAGUUUGCUAAGAAGCUUGCUUCUCUUGCUGAUGUCUAUGUCAAUGAUGCCUUCGGUACUGCCCAUAGGGCCCAUGCUUCCACCGAAGGAGUUGCCAAAUUCGUGAAGCCUGCUGUUGCUGGCUUCCUCAUGCAGAAGGAACUUGAUUAUCUUGAUGGAGCUGUUUCGAACCCCAAGAAGCCAUUUGCUGCAAUUGUUGGGGGGUCGAAGGUGUCAUCCAAGAUUGGCGUGAUCGAAUCUCUAUUGGAGAAGGUCGAUGUGCUGUUGCUGGGUGGAGGAAUGAUCUUUACAUUCUACAAGGCCCAAGGAAAGGCAGUGGGAUCAUCCCUUGUGGAGGUAGACAAGCUCGAGCUGGCUACUACACUCUUUGAGAAAGCAAAGUCCAAGGGCGUGUCCCUAUUGUUGCCUACUGAUGUGGUCAUUGCUGACAAAUUUGCUGCUGAUGCCAACAGCAAGGUGGUGCCAGCAUCCGAGAUCCCUGAUGGGUGGAUGGGUUUGGAUAUCGGGCCAGAUUCCAUCAAGACGUUCAGCGAGGCAUUGGAUACCACCAAGACCGUCAUCUGGAAUGGACCAAUGGGUGUGUUCGAGAUGGAUAAGUUUGCAGUGGGAACCGAGGCAAUUGCCAAGAAGUUGGCUGAGUUGAGUGGGAAGGGUGUGACAACGAUCAUUGGAGGAGGAGACUCGGUGGCUGCAGUGGAGAAAGUUGGGUUGGCUGACAAGAUGAGCCAUAUAUCCACUGGAGGAGGUGCAAGUUUGGAGCUUCUGGAGGGGAAGCCACUCCCUGGAGUCCUUGCUCUUGAUGAGGCAUGAAGCAGCUCUAAGCUGUAAGGGGUAUGUGGGAUGGACCUUGGAGGGGAAUGGUUGUUGUCUGCAAUUUUUGUGUCUUUUGGUGGAUUCUGCAUAGUCUAUGGAGAGGGUUGGUUUUAUAACCCCAUAGAGUGGAUGAACUCUUUAUGAUAUCCUUUUGUAGAGAGAUGAGAGCGAGGCUGUAGAGGGAUAUGAUGCUUUAAAUAAGCGGGCUUUCUUUCUUUGAAUGAAAAGGAAUGCAUCAUGAUGGAUGCCUAAUCCCAAUAUGUGCUUGAGUCCUUGAAUUUCGUUUAUUUGGAGCUCCCAAUUUAAGCGAGCUUAGCAACACAUUGGCUUUGAAAGUUUAGUUAAGCAAGUAACUAGAUAACCAAAAUCUCUUGAUGUGGGCGACCAAGAAUAGGUCUAUCGCUAGUUUCGGCAAUUAACUUGCUUAGCCACCUGCCAAAGCUCUGUGCCAAGUUGGA
Messenger RNA from Linum tenue, 2352 nucleotides. The record is from the annotation of a GenBank genome assembly. NCBI's taxonomy places the organism in Eukaryota, Viridiplantae, Streptophyta, Magnoliopsida, Malpighiales, Linaceae.